This is a messenger RNA of Magallana angulata, 1553 nucleotides long. RefSeq names its product protein rolling stone-like. The transcript has 4 exons. The record is from RefSeq and is a predicted model, not a curated record. Gene Ontology annotation, cellular component: membrane. The coding region runs from base 189 to 1073 and encodes 294 amino acids. Lineage: Eukaryota; Metazoa; Mollusca; Bivalvia; Ostreida; Ostreidae.
GAGAGAGAGAGAGAGAGAGAGAGAGAGAUGUGACCUGUGUACUCUCCUCUGCUUGUGGUCUUUCUGAUGUGUCAUUUCAUUAAUGAUAAUAACAAGGGGAUAUCAAAUCGAAGUGGUCUUCCCGGAAAACCAGUUACAGUAUAAUACUAUGGGUAUGAGGAGGAGGCACAACAGAUAAAAAUGCUAGGAUGGCUUGUAAACAACACUUUAAGCCGAGAGAGUUUGGACUUUCUCAUGGAUUCCCGGGAGCUUUCCUGCGACUCGAGUUUGGUCGCCCGCUCUUGUAUUUGCCGUGGUCUGCAGCAUGGGCCCUCUACCACUUUAUCUGGGUGUGUCUCGAGGGGUACUGGUGGUCACUGAAGUCUCAUUACGUCACGCUCGACUGGUUCCGGCAACUCAGCAACGUUGGUUACACUGUUCUGACGGCAUUCGCCCUCGUCGACUUCUUCAUUGCGCUUUAUGCGUACUGUCUCGCGCCUAGAUUAGCACAUGUUGAACCGGAAGUCAUGCAGUGGUACCACAAGUUUUCCUGGGUUUUGUACAAUAUUACCAUAACUACCGCAUUUUCGGUCACCGUCACGUACUGGGCGUUUCUUUCUGGAGACGGUUCAAUGAAGGGAAGUACUAUCAACAAACAUGGCAUAAAUUUUCUGUACUCCAUAUUAAUCAUCAUUGCAUCCAGAAAGCCCAUCAAGCUACAACAUGUGUACAUGCCAGUCCUGUUCAGUCUCUGCUACAUGAUAUUCACAGUGAUUUACUUUGCUGCCACGAAAAUCAAAGUAUAUCCAAUACUUGACUGGGAUAAGCCAGGGAAAGCCAUUAAAUGGGUUGUUUUAUAUACAUUUGUGUGCGUACCGAUCGUGCAUCUGCUGUUGUUCGGGUUAUACAGGUUAAAACUAUAUCUAAAAGACAAAUUGUCGAAAGCGAAAGACAAACCCAACGACGCUCAAUCUCAACGGCCCGGAAGUGACGCAAAUCAGAAUGAGAUUACCGGCGAGGCCUCCACGGCUCAACUUUUGCCGGUCUCAAGUGAUAAUGAUGAUCAGGGACUGACCAAUCUUAAUAGUGUCUAAGGAAACUAUCUAUUUAUACAUCACCUCAUUUUCAUCUUCAUUUGCUGUUUCUUAAUAUAUAUUUUAUAUCUUAUAUAUAUGACAAAGAUUUUUCAUGUUUUAUAUACAUAUAAUAAUGUUAAUAUUUAAAUGUCUAAUCUCCGUAUCGGAGUAUAAUGUCGUCAUUACGAUGCUCAUUUUUAAUUGUAUGUUUUAAGAUAUAUAUUAUUUUGUUUAUUGUUUCUAUUUUGAUCAGUAAACGUUUCAAUUUUUUUAAGUCUGUUUUUAAUCCAAUUUAUCAAUGUUGCAAUAUGUGAAAAUCCUGUUUGAAAAGGUCAUUCAAUUAAUUUUUUAACCUUAUGUCAUAGACAUUUGAAGUACAUUUGUAUUGUCUGGUUAAAAAAAUAAUAACACAGAAACGUUGAAUUAAAUUGUACACGAUCAGAUAAAAAAUCUCAUUAACAUGAUAAUAAUUAAUAAAUUUUAAUUCUGACAUCUAAA